CGAGCGCAUCGCUCUGUGUCGGCGGGCGCGAUGGCUCCCCAGCGGCGGGCGGCUCCGCGGGGCCCCGAGAACGGCGGGAUGGUGGCGGGGCCGGACCGCGGGGGCCGCCGCCACAGCAGCGCCAAGAAGAGCAGAGGCCAGCAAGAGCCACGGUGGGGGUGGCUGAAGGCAGCGUUCCUGCUCUCUGCUGCUGCCAUCGGUGGCCUCCUGAGCUGGAGCUACCUGGGCACCGAGGAUGGGGUCACAGAGGUGCUGGCCCGUCACAGCGAGAACCUGCAGGACAAGUUCAUUGAGAUCCCCUGCUCUGAGGACUACGACGGCCACAAAAGAUUUGAAGGGUGCACUCCUCGAAAGUGUGGAAGAGGUGUGACUGAUGCUAUAAUCACGAGGGAAGAAGCUGAAAGAAUCCGUAGAAUAGCAGAGAGGGGACUGUCCUUGGGAGGAUCUGAUGGAGGGGCAUCAAUUCUGGACUUGCACUCUGGAGCUCUUUCACUGGGGAAGCAUUUUGUUAAUCUGUACAGGUACUUUGGGGACAAAAUUCAAGACAUCUUCACAGAAGAGGAUUUUGCAUUAUAUCGUGAUGUGAGACGGAGAGUUCAGCAAAGGAUUGCUCAGGCGUUUGGUAUCCACUCUGCUUCUAUGUACCUGACUAAGCCAACGUUCUUCUCGAGAAUAAACAACACGGAAGCAAAGACAACACACGAUGAAUACUGGCACCCACAUGUUGACAAGGUAACUUACGGCUCUUUUGACUAUACUUCACUGCUCUAUCUUUCUGACUACGCUGAAGACUUUGGUGGUGGACAGUUUGUCUUUAUGGAUGCAAGCUCCAACAAGACGAUAGAGCCCCGCGUAGGCCGGGUUUCCUUUUUCACCUCUGGAUCGGAGAACCUUCAUCGGGUGGAAAAGGUUCACUGGGGCACUCGCUAUGCCAUCACCAUCUCCUUCACUUGCAACCCAGACCAUGGCAUUGGGGAUCCAGUCUUGCCGUAAUUCCUCUGGGGAUGGAACAUGAGGUCAAAUGGAAUGAGAGAAGCCCUGCAAGAGGAGAGAGGAAAGAGGGAAAUAACAUCUCUUGUAACCUCACAUUCAAUUAGAUUUUCCCAGCUGUAUUAAGAUAUUGUAAUAUGUUUUGAUUUCACAUGCCUUUUUUCGAUAAACGUUGCCUUAAAGAUCAUCUAAAAUUUGGUAUAUUCUGAAAAUGUCUUCAUGUUGUAAAGGGACAGGCUACAAAGAGUCCUGGAGUAGGCUCUCUAUUUUUUGUAUUUUUUUUCAAUUCUCCAGUUUGAGACAAACUAUCUUUUUGACAAGUCUUGAUAUGACUCCCCACGCUGCUGUUACCUGUUGUUUAAUUAGUCUCUUGAGUUACUAAUGGGGUGUAGAAAGCUUGACCUAAGUUAGAGCAAGAUGAGUGUUACUCUUUUGAACAUACCUUCUGUUGAGAGGAAUAUAUUCUCCUUAGCAUGGGCAUUAGUGGGCAAUACACCUGUGGUUUGAUUACUGGGACUUACUUGAACUUUUUUUGAUUGAAUUACUACAGAUAUUUUCUGCUACAAACUGGGACUAGUUAAUACAAAGUCAGAAAUGCAAUUCUCUGGUUAGCCAGCAAACAUGUAACUUCUUGAAUUACAAAUGCUUUGGUGUGCUAGGGAGUGUCAUGGCAUUAGAUCCCUCUGAUCAGAAUGCAGUGUUCUCAGUUUGCCUCAUUUUCUUUGAAUCAUAAUGAAAAUAAUCAGUCUUCCCGUUGGCAGCCCAGCGUUAAGGUUAAGAGCUCUUUGUGGAGAUGGCUUGACCACAUAACCCUGUAACAUAAGUAAAUACCAAAAAGGAGAGCUGGGCAGAGGUAAUCAGGCUUCAUCUGAGCAUUCAUCUAUACCUAAUUCCCAAGUAGGGCAGUAGGAUUUGGGAGGGGAACAGCUGAGGAAAAAAAGCUAGUUUUGACAUGGUUUUCCAUAUGCCAGUUCUGGCCUCCUUAGACUCAAUCCUGUAAACUUUGGCUUGCUCUUGGAAGGCUGGCUAACAAAACCAUGUGGACCAGCAGAUUGCAGCAUGAGGGGUCUGAGAGGAAACUGGUGUCCACCUACAUUUUAAGUUAGUACGGUCUUGAGCUGGAACUCGAUAAUAAAACACUUUUGGGCCCAAUAAAUUCAUGUUUUCAAUGUAAUCUUAAGACCAAGCUGAAGGAAGUUCAGGGUUUUUUAUUGUUGAUGCAACUAAAUCUUGUGUUGUGAAAUACUGUGUUUUAUCUUGUCCAAAACAAUGUUUUAUCUGUUUCAGAAAGUUCCUCAAUGGCUCUUUUUGAACUUCUCUUUUUUUCAGUUUAGUAUGAAGACUUUUUCCUAUUAACUAGGACCACUGGUCUGUGAUGUUCCUUGAAUAAUAAAUUGUGAGGACUUCAGAGAAGAGGGGAUGAUUGCAUUGCAGUACAGAUGAAGUAACAAAUAAAUGUGUGAUCUUGCCAACUACUUUGCUUUCUUAUUACAAGCAAAGAUUUUUGCAGGUCAGCACAUUCAUAAAUAAAUGGUAGGAAACCCUAAUUUUUUUUCUCAAUCAAAUUCUGAAGCAAACAUGUUGAAUUGUUUUAUUAAUAGUCUGUGUAAUUUCUGUGAAACACUUUGAAAAUCUGGAAGUGUGCUUUGAUUAUUUCUAAUUUUAAUGCAUACAGUUUUCACUUUUGUUCUAAUCUCCCCUUUUAUGGGAAUAAUGGGUAUUGGGGGCGUUACACUGAAGAUCAAUAUAAAGAGGAAUGAUGACAGGACGCUUGGAUUUGUUCUAUUGUGAGUGUUCUCAUUUGACGCACCAGCAAGAUUAGCCUUCUGUAAUUUAAUUUCUUUGUUUUCAAACCUGAAAAAGGCUUCCUUGUCCAUGCUAACAAGGAAGAAUUGUUAAAAAUGGCUGGAUGCUAGGAAAUAAUAAAGUCAGUUGGGUUCCAUGUCUAAAUACUUGUCUCAAGGCCUGUUAAUUCCAAGAAAUCUGCAUUACACCCAUGUUGUAAGUUGAUGUGAAGGCAGACCAAGAUCACCAGCAACUACUGGUUUAAAAUAUAAUUCCUAAUGUUACUUUGAGAUUUAAAUGUAGAGUCUUUUUCACAAAAAUACCUGAUAGCAGUGGAAUCUAAGUAUGAAUGGACCUGUGUGGAUUUGGGUUGGGAUUCUCCAGGUUGAGGUCCUAUGUUCCAAAAUUCUUAACUUCACUGUAAGUCCUAUCACUGCUCUGCAACACUGUUGUAUAAAUUGCUUUGCUACUUUUAAAAGUGUUAGUCGCUUCUGUCUGUCAUGCAGGCUUUGAGUUGCAUGAAAUGAAAAUGGCACUUUCCAAGCUGCCCUCAACAAGAUCAUGUUGGACCAUAGGGGAAGUCUCAGCUAAUCUGCUCUUGGAUUUUCAUCUUUGAAGAUCCUGUGUAUUAUAAUAUCUCCCCAACAUGGUGCAUCUCUCAUGCUAUGAAUUGACUGUUGUUCAGAAAUAAAAUCAAGUUGGUAUUUGUCCUUUGGAGUUUUUAAGCUUCAGUAAUGUGUUCAAUAUGAUGACCAAACCUGUCAGAUAUAAUUUGUGGGAAAAAAAAGUGUGCUAGUACCUGGUAAGAGAAUUAAUCUUUUGAAAGAAGUAUAAUAAUUCAAUAUGCUCUAUAUUUUAGUACCAACCAAGAUUUUUGUAUUUGAAGCUUCAGUAUCUGGACUACUAAAAGCAGUAUGUAGAUCUAUGAAGAAAUUAAAUAGCAAAUGAGGAAGUACAGAGCAAUCUAAAAGACGCUGAACAUAGCCUCCAGCAGGAAAACAGUAACUGCAGAAAGGCUGAUGCUCCUGGGCCAGAGUGGAAUUUGCAGAAUUCACUGAUCAUUAGGAAUAAACUUGGCUUAAUUUAUUUUAGUCCACUUAAAUAUCCUGAAUAACUUUUUAUUAAGGGUAUCUCUUCCCAGUUCUUGACAGAUCAUUCUGAAUUUGAAAUGCUUCAAUUACUGUCUGUCCUCUUUCAGGUUCAGCCUGCCUGUUGCUAUUGGGAAAUACAGUGCUUUGUUUCUUAGAACUCCGAUUAUGCCGAGGACAGGAUUUGUUCUGUUAGUCUGAUGCCAUGCUGCUGCAGACAAGUGUUCUUAAUUGAACACACUGUGAUGGCAGAAUUUGGCUUGAUGUUUCCCAGUUGUGUGAGAACCUUUGUAAAGAACCCUCGUGGUUCAAAGAAAGUAAAGAAAGGUCAGUACAUGUUCACUGUGAGUUGGGGCUAAGUCCUGACAGUAAAUUUACAGCCUUGUACCUGAAAGCAUACUUGUUACAAGCAUUUGGGAAAUGUUGACUUUUUUUUUGAAAGAAAACUAUUUGUAAGGAAAGGUAAAGCCUCCUGGUGUGAAAAGUCCCAGGGUGAGCUAGAAAACACAGCAGGAGAGCAAGUCAGAGUUUGAAUCACUACUAAGAGAUUGAGUGAAGCUUCCUGAAGACUUCUGUGAAAUUGUACUACUCUUAAAACUAUCUUUCCAGUCAAAGGUUUUGGGGAAUAUCAGGAACUUUUGUAAAAUUAACACGUAGGUGAUCAGAUUAGGUUUUUAGUAUGAAACUAGUUUUCAAUCCUGUAGCAUGCAUUUGAUUUUAAUUUUUUCUCCUAUGAUAGGAUUCUAGGAACUCAGAGUGCAUUUCUUGGUAUUUCUCACAUGUAAAAUUUUCAUUGUGUAAGCAGUUGUGGAGCCAUUGUGUUUUUUUAAUUCCUCAUAAAUCAACUGAAGGUUUGGAAGGGUACGUUUGUGUUGAGAUUUUCCUGAAUAUGUGUUGUCCAUCUGAAAUAUUCUAAGCUCCAUCUAAUGAAUUUCAAGUCCAGAAAUGUUUCCCAGGAUACUCUAUUUACAAAAUGAUUUUUAAUUUGGAUUUAUAGCAGAAAUUUAGUUUCAUGUCUUAUUUUUAAGGUCAAUAUCUAUCUCAAUAGGAUACUUUCCGAGGCUGUAGCACAUAAUGAUGUGCACUUUACAAUAAAAGUAUAGCUGAAAUGGCAUUGAUAAUGACUAUGCUGUCAAGAAAAUCUGGGUUUGUUUCUUCUUCAGUUGCAAUUCUUUGUACAUUUGAAUUUCUCCUUUAUAGUUUUCCUUUCCCCAGUAAAUAAAGAUGGUUUUGGUUUUAA
Grus americana (Whooping crane) is the source of this 5103-nucleotide messenger RNA. RefSeq names its product 2-oxoglutarate and iron dependent oxygenase domain containing 3 (gene OGFOD3). The record is from RefSeq and is a predicted model, not a curated record. Bases 31 to 993 code for a protein of 320 amino acids. Gene Ontology annotation, molecular function: L-ascorbic acid binding; iron ion binding; oxidoreductase activity, acting on paired donors, with incorporation or reduction of molecular oxygen. The transcript is spliced from 9 exons. Lineage: Eukaryota; Metazoa; Chordata; Aves; Gruiformes; Gruidae. Gene Ontology annotation, cellular component: membrane.